Molecule: messenger RNA, 615 nt
Organism: Linum trigynum
Lineage: Eukaryota; Viridiplantae; Streptophyta; Magnoliopsida; Malpighiales; Linaceae
Source: the annotation of a GenBank genome assembly
AUGCCACUGCCACCUAAGUUGGGGGAUGAUCAUUCUUUCAACACCAGAUAUGGGUCACUCCAGUUCUUGGCUACACAUAUUUUCCUAUUGGGGGCAGAGACUCCUCUAUCUUUCCAGGUUGCUCGAGGGGGGUUGACAGUAGUGAGGGACAAGUUGGAAAUGAUGAGAACAACUCCGGAUGAAAGGGAAUCGAUGGUAAUACCUAAGGAGUUCGAAAGAGUCCUCAACCCCAAAAAAGUGAUGUUCAAGGGAUGUAGAAAAGGAAAGGCUAAAAAACAACAGAAGAAAAAGAAGAGGAAGUGUGGGAGAUGCGGUAGAAGGGACGGUCAUUAUAUUAAGACUUGUCCUGAACCCGAAGGCUACGUGCCGCCAGCUACAGAAUCUUUGUCUGAUGAAGAGGAUGACGACGAUGAUAUGGAUUUUGAGGACAAUGAUGGAGGUGAUGAUGGAGGUGAUGAUGGAGAUGAUGACGAUGACCAAAGUGGUCGGCCCCAAAAGAAGCAGCGGACCAGCAACCACGAUGCUAAUGUAGAGCCUACGGAAAACAUACCAAAGCUACAUAAGAAGAGGGGACAUGGCAAGAAGUUGAACAACACAGACAGGGCAAGAAGUUGA